AUGAAAAACUUAUUAUAAAAUAAAAACUUAAAAAAAUAAAAAACCAAAGAAAAUGUACAAGAAAUCGAAGAUACUCACAUUUCAGACAUGUUGAAAUAAGUAGAUUCAAAAUUUUCAGUUUUUAAUCGAAAAUCUUAACGAAAAAUAAAAAAAGAACAAAAAAAAUAAUAAAAACAGGAUUUUUUUUCUCGCAAAAAACAAAAUAAAAACAUUAAUAAAUAAUAAAAGGCCAAAGAAAGCAAUUAAAUUUAAGAAAAAACUGAAUAAUAACAACAUUAAAAAAGUGUACAAAGAAAAACAGAAUAAAUAUAAAAUAAAAAAAAAGAAUAAAACUCCGAUUUAUAAAGACUUUAAAAUUAAAUAUAAUAAGAUGAUGAAGAAAUAAAAUACUAUGAAAAAUUAUUAGGGAAAGGCCGUUCCAAAACAUUAGAUAAAAGAGUAAAAAGAGAAUUAAAAUAAGAUGGAUGGACUGAUGAUUUUAUGGAUUUUUUAGAUAAUAUUUCUGUUGCAGUUAAAAAAAAUGUGAAUGAAUAUUAACCUUUUUUUAAAGAUGAAGAAGGACUAGAAAAUGAAGAAGUUGAAGAAGAAGAAGAAUUAUACGAUGAAGAAGAAGAAGAAUUAGAUUACGAAGAAGAAGAUGAAUUAGACGAUGAAGAAGAAGAAGAAGAAGAAGAAGAAAAUCAAUAAUAAUUAGAUGAAAAAUAAGAACAAGAAGUAGAUUAAGAAAAAGAAGAAGAAGAAGAAGAAAUAGAGGAUGAAGAAGAAGAAAUAGAAGAUGAAGAAGAAGAAAUAGAAGAUGAAGAAGAAGAAGAAGAAGAAAUAGAGCAUGAAGAAGAAAUAGACUAUGAAGAAGAAAUAGAUGAUGAAGAAGAAGAGAUAGAUUAGGAAGAAGAAAAUGAAAUAAAAAACAACAAUGAUAAAAAAGAAAAAUAAAUAAAAUCAAUUUUAAAAAAAGAUACAAACUUUUAAAACAAAUAAACAUAAAACACAAAAGAAAAACAAGAACUAGAUAACUAAAGAUAAGAAAAACAAGAAUAAUAUGAAAAGCAGGAUAUUGAAAAAAAGAAAGAAAUCCGUUUAUCGUUAGUAAAAAAUUUCAAUAAAAUUUCAGAAACUAAUAUAGACAUAAUAUUUUAAGAAAUAGUUAUUCUAUUUGAAAAAUAUCCUAAAAAUCUUAUAAAUCCAAUAUUUUCAGAUAUAUUUCUCUCUACUACAAUUUUUCCAGUAAAAGUAUUACCUUAUAUUCUUGCUUGUAAUUCAGUUGUAGUUUCCGGUAUCCACUAAAUUUUUGACAAUGAGAAUUUCGCUCCCAUAAUGAAAUCCUUAUUAAUUGAAUAUGAGAAAAUAAUAAACUAAAAAUAACUUUUUGAAUAAGAAGGAAAUAAAUACGAAGAAGAACUAUUAUUUAACAAAUUGAGAAACAUAACCAUAAUUUUUCUUAUUUUUACUUAUUCGAUAGUCUCAGUGUUUCUUUCAUUCGAGGAUUUUACGAUAAUUUACUCCUAAAUAUAAACGAAAGGACAAUAGAAGCUCUUUUAUUACUUACUUAGCAUAUAGGCUAGAAAAUAAGGAAUGAUAAUCCUAUUAUAAUAAAGUAAAUUAUAGACCAGACGAGAGUUAGUGUAGAAAAAUACUAAAAAAAAUCAAAAAAAAUUGAAUUUAUAAUGCUUACAUUAAAUGAUAUUCGUUUAAAUAAAAAAUUAAAGUCAGAUCCUUUAUAAAGACUAGAAUUUUUUAUUAAUUGGCUGA
Messenger RNA from Ichthyophthirius multifiliis, 1749 nucleotides. RefSeq names its product ma3 domain protein. The transcript is spliced from 3 exons. The record is from RefSeq and is a predicted model, not a curated record. NCBI's taxonomy places the organism in Eukaryota, Ciliophora, Oligohymenophorea, Hymenostomatida.